CAAUCUGAGUCAGUUAUAACUGCCUUUGUCUUGCGAAGCAGGUGCCCAGGUUGAAUCCGAGCCAUGGCAGCGCGACGGAUCAGCGCUUGCCGACGCCUCGCCCAUCCUCAAGCUUUCGUUUCGGACGUUUGGCAGCUGGAAAUCUUGUUGCCUUGGAUCCACCAAAAGCUACUCUGCAGGGUGCCCGUAAUUCGUCGCACGCAAUGCUGCCAAUGAUGUGUGCAUGCGGAGGUGGUGGACCUCGAAGCUUCUACGCGCCGUGGCAGAGGGUGGAUUUGGGUGUAGUCGUAUCGCUGUGUGACUAACACGGCAGAUGCCAAGGCAGGCUUGCGAGCUGAUUCCAAUCCAGCACAUGGGACAGAUUGGGGUGAAGAAUGUGGACAUUCGGGUGCACUGCGCAGAGGGUUGGAUGGUGGUGCGGCCCAGCUCAUGUUUCUGAUGUUGUGGAACUGCGCUUCGUUGUAUAGGUGGUUCACAGUGGAGGGGUUGGGAUGGUGAGUUUGGACGUGGAGAAGCUUCAGCUCGGUGAGUGCGUAGACAAAAUGUCGUCGGAGAUUGCGGACCUGAAGAAUACCAUAGUGAGCAAGGACAAACAGAAGGAGCAUCUUCAGCGUGCUCUCGAAGAUGGUGCCACUCUCGAGAAGUCGAUGGUUGAUGAGAUUCAACUCCAGCAUCGUCGCGCGCAGGAGCUUGAAUUAGAAAUCGAAAGACUGCAGGAAAACCUUCAGAGAGAGAAUACUGAAGCCACCGAAGGAGAUGUCAACAGCACUCUGGAGAUGCAAAAUUUGAUGCGAGUUCUGCACGAACAUCGCGCUCAACUCGCUGAGAAAACGAAACAGAUUGACUCCUACAAGCAGGCACUGAUAAAUACAGCAGAGAGGCUGGAGGGAAUGCCUGGUGAAUCUCAGGAGAUGCUCGAAAGCGCUUUCGAAAUUGCGGGAUCAUUGCGCAAGCUGCUGCAAGAUCGUGACAAGCAGUUUGCAAAUCUUGAGAGCACUUGCCUGAGUCGAGAAAUGGAGAUAUUGGAAGUGCAACGAAAGCUAGAAUUAACCGAUUCUACCCUUAGUGUAACUGUUGGGUCGCGCGAUGCACGCAUCCGGGAGCUGGAGAACACGCUCCGAGCUAUGGAAAGAGAGGUUCAAGACACUCAGCAACAGUUGCAGAAUGUAGAGCAGAAGAUUGAUGCGAACGAUAGUCGCGCAAAAAAGCUCGAAUUAGACUUGAAGGUCAUGUCCAAUCUGCUGUAGUUUGUGUUGAUCUCAAUUGUUCAAUUACAUCUUCCAAGGUUACUUUACUUGGAGUGUUCAAAGAGCUGCAAGAGGUUUUUGACAAAGGCUCCGAAAUCGAUGACAAUGUAAUGCGGUGCAAUGCCUCUGCAUAGAAUUAUCUCUUGCCAGGCUUGAAGUCUUGGCUUACAACAAUGAUCCAUUUGGGGAUGGGCAAGAUGAUUCGAAAUAAGAGAAAUCAGUGAAGGAUUUGUGUCUUCA
This is a messenger RNA of Physcomitrium patens, 1487 nucleotides long. RefSeq lists its product as uncharacterized. Lineage: Eukaryota; Viridiplantae; Streptophyta; Bryopsida; Funariales; Funariaceae. The record is from RefSeq and is a predicted model, not a curated record.